AUGAUAUUUAGUUGUACUCUUUUCUCUCUCUUUUUUUUUUUUUUUAAAUUCUUGUGGCAGGUCGGAAGUACCGAGAGGGCCUUUUUUUCAGCGUGUGUUUGUCUGUGUGGGUGCAACGGCGAGGGAAAUUUAUUUUUUAUGUGCUUGAGGCGAGUAGGCGUGCGUCCUCCAUUGUUCCUGACGUUGUCGGUUCUGCACAGUGCCGUAUUCACCGUCACACCCAUCACUGUAGCGCAUGCAAGGCGGGGUGGGGGCAGCGCAUCCAAUGCGGUUACACGGAGCGUACAUCUUCCACGGAGUCGAAGUUACGCAGCAUUUAGACGUCUUCUUUCUAACAUGCAGGAGAACACAUCCCAUGGCAAAGCCUGCGGUGGGGCAGAGGCGGCCAUACCCUUCGAUGAGCCAUUGGCUGCUAACGCCGCAUUGUUGGAACAACUUGGUGUAAUGGACCUUGCAGAGCGGCGUAAACAUCCAUUUGCCACUUUUACCACCGCUACAGACACAAACUCAAUACACACGUCAUUGGCUACCGCUAUCACCGAGGCCUGCAGGGUCGGUGCCGCCUGUCACCUUUCGUCCAAUUUUAUUUUUCGAAAGAUUGCUGCAGCCAUCAAAAAGGAUGAUGGUAACGCCGAAUGGGUUCCCCUCAUGGCAGCUGCGGUGCUUCUCCGCCAUGCCGCUGAGGCCAUCAAUUUCAAAUCUGGCUUGCUACAACGCUACAAGAACGGCUCUGAUGCUGUUCCGUCACGGCAUGAUGCUCCCGCGUGGCCUCGGAGUGACCAGGGGGAGUUGGCACGCUUAGAAUGGGUCCUCUUUCAGGAGAUACGUCGGGGAUAUGAGAUCCUCACGAUGCUUCCAAAGCGCCGUAAAGAAUUUGUAGAAAUGCAAUACAGUAAGCUAAAAGAGAAUGGAGGAAUUCAACUUGCAUUGAACUUACAGAGAGAAUACAUGGAUGAGCUUCGUGGACGAAUUGAACUCGCUGUUGCUCUGCAGGAUGGCAGAGUGGCCAUUGAUGCUAUCGAAACGCUUUUUACCGUUUACGAAAUUGCACAACGUCUUGGUGGUGAGGAAGAAAUUGAAAGGGUUCGUGCGGACCUGACCCGUGACGUCUGUACGGCCAUUUCCGCCUUUUGUUCAAGCCAUGACUUCACGGCAGGGUGUGCUCUGUACGAAAAGCUCAUUGCCAUGAUGCCAUGGCCAAAACACCCCGCUUCCACUGCUACGGAUUCCAGCAGUGCCCAACACGAAGUUAAAAGCGACAGGCAUGAGACGACUGCCAUGGAGAUUGCUGAGAGACUGCGGCUCCUUACCGCUCUCGCGAAUUGUGUGGGCAUGGACGUUGUGCAUUUCACCUAUGUGCAGGACGCCGUAGUCGAACUUUUUUCCAAUACAGAUGUGGGGUACUUGCCUGCUACACGGAAAAUCUCACAGGAGAGCCUUUGUGCCGUUCUUCGUGCAUUGUCGCGUGUCACACUUGAUCCACAGGCGAGGAUGAGUGCAAGCCAGUCAUUUUUUUGUGCCAUACAACACAACUCACAGGCGGAUGUCUUUCUUGCGCCCGAAGUCACAGAGGCGCUGCUACAAGUGGCCAGUGCGGCACGGGAUGGAAAUGUUGCGUUGCUCCUUUACAACCAGUUGACGGCACCCAGAGUUCAUCGUGAGGAUGCUCCGGCAAAUAUCAUCGCCAUUCUUUUAGCCGAGAAUGACGCGCUGGACGAUUUCACACGAUUUUUGAGUUUUGUGGGCCUGCGCCGGCGGGUUAUGGCUUCCUCUGCGGUGCACUUACUUGCGGCGAAACUUCUGCUUCAGCGUAAACCUUCCAAUGUUUUGUACACCGUUUUGGAAAUGAUUGAGGAGAAGCACGAGGUGGAACCGCAGCGAACAUUUUUUCUUCGUCUCCUUGUGUUUUACCGUGACCUGCAGCGACAGACGCCUAUGGACGGCUCUUCUGUGGCUAUUCCGCGCUUACAUGAGCAUGCACUAGUAAUUCUUGGGGAAUGGCGAGAGACGUUGCGUCGCACCGGUGCGAGGACUGCUGCCCUUACCACAAUUCAACUUCUUCAACAAAUCCGGCAGCAUCUUGUGGAUAUGGUGGCAUUGCAAGAGGACGCAUCGGAGGGGGGGAUGGGGGCGGUGUCAUCAAUAUUGACUUGCAUUGAGGGGAUGCUGUUGGAUUUUUCGCUGGGUUGGCUGAAUCACUGCGCUGCGGCUUCCCGCACGCCGCAGUAUCAUGUCACGAGUGCGGAGCUGCGUCGUUGGGGAUUUGGGAAUACGAAUGAAACCAACGACACGUGCCGUUCCGGCGUCGUUGUAAAGACACUAAGCCAUGCCGUGAUGUGGCCAGGGACCAUCGCGACAAUUCCUCUUGAGGAGCGCCGGGUGUUGCUACGAAAGGCGUAUGAUGUCUUGUACUCUGCAACAAAAGCGGGAGGUAAAUUUGUGCUGGGAUUUGGUGAUUUUGUCCGCCUCUGUUGGCUCGAGGAUGCGAGUUUUCUCCCCAGCGAUACGAACACCGCUGUCUCUCCUUCCUGUGGGGACGCAUUCAACUUAAGUCUGGACAGACUCAACAGUUGUGUACCGCCGGUGUAUGUCACAGAUGCGCUUGGUGAGACAAUUUUACAUGAAAAUCUUUCCAAUUUAUUAUCAUCAUCAUCUCUGGUGAUUCAGCGCGAUGUUUGCAUCGAGGGUGCCUCUGCGGAUGAGCCCCUGCGGAGCCGGCAUUACGGUUUCACAGAGGAGGAGUGGCUCUCGCGAUGGCUGGACGAGUCGUCUGUCGUGUUGCACAUGGGGCGUGGCGUAUUUGAGCAUCAACUUGAACUUCUGCUGCGCACGACAUCACGUACGCAGGGGAGACAGUGCGAGGAGGAGAGCUGUGGAAAGUCGCCGGCCGUGCAAUGUUUUGUCUCCGUUGCCUGA
Messenger RNA from Trypanosoma cruzi, 2916 nucleotides. RefSeq lists its product as uncharacterized. Lineage: Eukaryota; Euglenozoa; Kinetoplastea; Trypanosomatida; Trypanosomatidae. The record is from RefSeq and is a predicted model, not a curated record. Bases 1 to 2916 code for a protein of 971 amino acids. The transcript has a single exon.